This is a messenger RNA of Cuscuta campestris, 3511 nucleotides long. The record is from the annotation of a GenBank genome assembly. Lineage: Eukaryota; Viridiplantae; Streptophyta; Magnoliopsida; Solanales; Convolvulaceae.
GGAGAUAUAUAUUGCACAUAGGUCACUGUUCAAAUUUUUCAUUUCUAUUUCAAAACACCAAACACUACUUCACACAAAUUCUCCAAUCUCCACUCUCUCUGGUCUGGUCUCCUUCUCCAUGGCAACCCACCACCUGAUGCUCUGCUAUUAUUGCUUCAUCCUCUCAGCUCCAUUGUUCCACCACUUUGCAGAAUCCGCCUCCGGGCAGGGGGCGGAUUCUCGUGAUGUGGCUGUGCUUACAUCUCUGAAGGAGCAGUGGCAAAACACGCCUCCGAGUUGGGAGAGGUCAGAUGAUCCAUGUGGAGGACAAUGGGAAGGAGUAACCUGCAACAACUCCAGGGUCACUGCACUGGGAUUGUCAACCAUGGGACUGAAAGGAAGGCUGUAUGGUGAUAUCGGAGAGCUUACUGAAUUAAAAUCCUUAGACCUGUCGUUUAACCGAGGGCUCACAGGUUCCAUUUCUCCAAGGAUUGGGGAUCUGCAGAAACUAAGCAUACUAAUUCUUGCAGGGUGUAGCUUCAGUGGGAGCAUACCUGCUGAACUUGGAAAACUUUCUGAUUUGUCCUUCUUAGCACUCAACUCAAAUAACUUUACUGGUGAAAUCCCGGCAUCUUUGGGCAAUCUAUCCAAACUCUACUGGCUUGACCUGGCUGACAAUCAGUUGACAGGAUCUCUCCCCGUUUCGACACUCAAAGAUCCGGGACUGGAUCUUCUGAAAAGGGCAAAACACUUCCAUUUCAACAUAAACCAGCUUUCAGGCACAAUUCCCGCCAAACUGUUUAGCAGUGACAUGGUGCUCAUACACAUACUAUUUGAUGGGAAUAAAUUUAGCGGCAAUAUACCGUCUACAAUAGGAUUAGUUCAGACAGUUGAGGUCCUCCGGCUGGAUAGAAAUUUCCUUAAUGGUAGUGUCCCUUUGAAUCUCAACAACCUGACAAACACCAUAGAACUGAACUUGGCGCAUAACAGCCUCUCUGGCCCGCUACCUGACCUGAAUGGAAUGAACUCACUUAAUUAUGUGGAUUUGAGCAACAAUACCUUUGAGCAGUCACAAGCUCCAGAGUGGUUCUCAACUUUACAGUCACUCACAACCUUGGUGAUGGAAUAUGGCUCACUUCAGGGACAAGUGCCACUGAAACUUUUCAGUUUCCCUCAGAUUCAACAAGUGAAGCUUCGGAACAAUGCCUUUAAUGAUACUUUGAGCAUGGGAAGCAGCAUCAGUCCCCGACUUCAACUUGUGGAUUUUCAGAACAAUGAGAUAUCAUCAGUAACUCUUGGCUCAGGAUAUACAAAGACAUUGAUAUUGAUAGGAAACCCUAUAUGCGUCUCUGCGCUAGCAAACACACAUUACUGUCACCUUCAGCACCAAGCUGCCAAGCCAUACUCUACAAGCCUGGCCAACUGUGGAACCAAACCUUGUUCCUCCGAUAAAAAACUUAGCCCACAGAGUUGUGAAUGUGCGUACCCGUACGAGGGAACAUUGUACUUUAGGGGACCCACCUUCCGGGAGCUGUCCAAUGUCGAAUUGUUCCACUCUCUUGAAAUGAGUCUAUGGGUAAAAUUAGGACUCAGCCCGGGUUCCGUUUCUCUUAUGAACCCAUUUUUCAACAUUGAUGACUAUCUUCAGGUGCACUUGGAACUCUUUCCAUCCACAGGAAUGUAUUUUAGCAGGUCGGAGGUUCAGAGAAUUGGAUUUUUCUUGAGUAACCAGACAUAUAAGCCACCUCCAGAAUUCGGACCUUACUAUUUCAUAGCAUCUCCGUACCCUUUUCCAGCUGAGCAUGGAGGAACAUCCAUAAGCUCAAGGGUGAUUAUCGGAGUAUCUGUUGGUUGCGCCUUUUUGGUUCUGUUGCUUGCUGGUAUGGGAGUUUAUGCAGUUCAGCAAACGAAACGUGCUGAAAGAGCCAUUGGACUGAGCAGACCUUCAACACCUUGGGCUCCAAGUGGCUCGGACAGUUGUUGCAUGCCCCAACUGAAAGGGGCAAGAUGGUUUUCUUUGGAGGAACUGAAAAAGUGCACAAACAACUUUUCUCAAAGCAAUGAGGUUGGUUCCGGGGGAUAUGGCAAGGUCUAUAGAGGAAUACUCUCAUGUGGGCAAGUGGUGGCCAUUAAAAGAGCUCAACAGGGAUCAAUGCAAGUGGGGGUAGAGUUCAAAACCGAAAUCGAAUUGCUUUCACGCGUGCAUCACAAGAACCUUGUUGGCCUUGUUGGAUUUUGUUUUGAACAAGGAGAACAAAUGUUGGUGUACGAGUUUAUGCCAAAUGGGAGUCUAAGUGAAUGCUUGUCAGGGAGAAGAUGCAUUACGCUUGAUUGGAACAGGAGACUUAGAAUAGCUCUUGGUUCAGCCAGAGGACUAGCCUAUCUACAUGACCUAGCAAAUCCUCCCAUCAUUCACAGAGAUGUCAAAUCCACAAACAUUCUAUUGGAUGAAAACUUAACAGCUAAGGUUUCCGAUUUUGGCUUGUCCAAGCCUGUAAGCGACCACACAAAACGAAAUGUAUCUACUCAAAUCAAAGGCACACUGGGUUAUUUGGAUCCCGAAUACUAUUUGACUGAAGAGUUUACAGAGAGAAGUGAUGUGUACAGCUUUGGUGUUGUGAUGCUUGAACUGGUCACGGCCAGAAAACCAAUCGAAAAGGGUAAGUACAUUGUCAGGGAGGUAAGAGCCAUAGCAAACAGCAAGGAGGAGCACUGUGGCCUGAGGGAUAUGAUGGAUCCUGGUUUAAGAAACAUCCAAACAAGCCUUUGGGGAUUUGGGAAGUUCAUAGAGUUGGCAAUGCAGUGUGUGGAAGAAUCUGCUGCUGGGCGUCCGGUGAUGAGUGAAGUAGUGAAGACACUUGAAACCAUCCUCAUAGAGAACGAUGAUGGGCUAAACACAAACUCGGUGUCUGCUUCCUCAUCAACCACAGACUUUGGAUCACUGAGAGCUGCCAUUGCACACCAUGAUGCCUUUGAUUAUAGUGGCAGGGAGUUCACAUUUUCAGCAAAAGUGGAACCCAAAUGAUCUGAAUGGAUUCCUAUUUUACUUGUUCCUGCACAAUUGAUGUCAACCUUUUUUUAGAUGGGUAUGUUACCUUUGAACAUUACGUAUAACGUACAUCCAAAUAUACUAUGAUAAUCACAUCCGUUAUGCUCAAAGGAGAACUCUUCAGAAGAAAAUGAGCCCAAAAAACAAAUACAUAAACAUGAAAAGGUAGAAACAAAUAAACAUUAUUUGGAGGAACAAUGAACAAUUGUAAUAUAAAGGAGUAUUAGUUUGCGAAUACACUGAAUUGAAUCUUAUCUCAACAUUCAAAUUCAAAUGAAUGUCAAAGCCAUCCAUACACAUUCGAGUGAAGCACAUAAAGAAGCUGGGUCAGAGUAGAAGAUGUGGGCCAAGACUCAUCAAUCCACGAAUCAAAUGUCAUUUUCAUUAACUUGCAUUGCAGGUGACAUGUAUCCUCAUAUUACAUUUACAAUGCAAGAAAAGAAAUACCCAUAAUAUAUGCCAGAAUAUACAGCAUAUUAAUUA